This is a messenger RNA of Micropterus salmoides (largemouth bass), 2933 nucleotides long. RefSeq names its product phenylalanyl-tRNA synthetase 2, mitochondrial (gene fars2). Gene Ontology annotation, biological process: phenylalanyl-tRNA aminoacylation. Bases 377 to 1918 code for a protein of 513 amino acids. NCBI's taxonomy places the organism in Eukaryota, Metazoa, Chordata, Actinopteri, Centrarchiformes, Centrarchidae. The transcript has 12 exons. Gene Ontology annotation, cellular component: mitochondrion; cytoplasm. The record is from RefSeq and is a predicted model, not a curated record. Gene Ontology annotation, molecular function: tRNA binding; ATP binding; phenylalanine-tRNA ligase activity.
UCCACACGGACAGAUCAUAAUGUCGUAAUAAGUCAGCACAAAACUGUAAAAUUCAUUAUUAUUAUACUCCAGCUACACACACACGCAGGCAUCGUCUCCGCCGCCCGAACAGCAGCUCGGCGCCGGAGAGUGACAGACGGCCCCUCCGACGCCCCUCGCAUCGAUCGCUUCCUCCCGUGUUCAGACCUGCGGAAGAAUCCGUCUGGGACACGUCAGCCCGUGACCCGAACCUGAUCGCCUCCAAACCCAUCCGUCCGUCCAGCCGACCCUCCGUCCAAACAUCCGUCCUCUCCGCUCCAGUCCUGCUCCUCCGGAUCAGCAGACUCUUCUGCACCAUUCGUUCCACGGACUUAAGCAGCUCCAUGGACCAAUCAUCAUGAGACUCUGCAGCACUCCCCUUUCCUUGCUCCUCCCCGUCCUACAGUCCCCGCCGCUCCAUCUGCGCCAUCGCUGCUGCCUGUCAACGCUAUUAGCCAACUGCAGCACGGCAUCAUGCAGACGGCUCAGCACAGAUGUCCACGCCUCUCAGCCUGUGAUUGGUCAGGACUCGGUGGAGGUGUUGGGCCACACCUACCCCCGUGAUGACUACACCAACGUCACGCAAAAGAUCUUGGCCAAGGUCGGCCGCAACCUCCACAACCAAUCGCAUCACCCUCUGUGGCUGAUGAAGGAGCGAAUCAAAGCUCACUUCUACAGCGCCCACAUCAACCGCCGGGGAAACCCGCUCUUCUCUGUCCACGAUAACCUCAGCCCCGUGGUCACUGUGGAGCAAAACUUUGACAGCUUGCUGAUCCCGCCCGGGCACCCCAGCAGGAAACGAGGAGAUAACUACUACCUGAACAGGAAAACGAUGCUUCGCGCCCACACCUCCGCCCACCAGAUCGAGCUGGUGAGGGCCGGCCUGGAUGCCUUCUUAUUGGCUGGAGACGUUUACAGGCGGGACGAGAUCGACGCCAGUCACUACCCCGUCUUCCACCAGAUGGAGGGAGUCCGACUCUUCUCCGACCUGGAGCUUUUCUCUAAGGUGCAGAACGGCGAGGAGCUGUCUCUGUUCGAGAGAGGAGGGCGGCGGACGCCUCAGAAACAGGAAACGCACAGCCUGGAGGCCGUGAAGCUGCUGGAGUUCGACCUGAAACACACUCUGACGAGACUCGUCACGCACCUGUUCGGAGAAGAUCUGGAGGUGCGGUGGGUCGACUGUUACUUCCCCUUCACUCAUCCCUCCUUUGAGAUGGAGGUGCGUUUUCAGGGUGACUGGAUGGAGGUGCUGGGCUGCGGAGUGAUGGAGCAGGAGCUGCUGAACUCCGGGGUUUGCGAAGGGCAGAACAAACAUUUGUUUGUGCAGCGAUCCAUCUCAGCCCGGCCUGCUUCCUCCAUAACAAACAGCCCGGCGGCGGCGGCGGGGGGGGGGGCGAGAGAGAGAUCUGGUCCACCUGACUCAGCGGGAGCCGGAAACAAGGCGGGCUGGGCCUUCGGUCUCGGCCUGGAGAGACUGGCCAUGGUCCUGUACAGCAUCCCAGACAUCCGGCUGUUCUGGAGUCGGGACGAACGCUUCCUCAAACAGUUCAGAGUGCAGGACGUCCAGCAGCCCGUCUGCUUCCAGCCCCUCAGUAAGUACCCCCCCCUCCACAACGACAUCUCCUUCUGGCUGCCGGACAGCAGAGAGAGUGAGGAGGGGCGAGAGAGCUUCAUGGCGAAUGACUUCUACGAGCUGGUGCGCUCCAUCGGAGGGGACCUGGUGGAGAAGGUCUCCCUGGUGGACGAGUUCACGCACCCAAAGACCAGUAGGCGGAGUCAGUGUUACCGCAUCAUCUAUCGCCACAUGGAGCGAACUCUGACCCAGCAGGAAGUUCGACAAGUCCACGAGCAAAUCGAACGCGCUGCCGAGACCGAGCUGGGCGUGCAGGGCAGAUACUGACACACUCCCAGCCGGUCGGGGCUGUUCAGCAGCUUCGUCACGUCCUAGCUGUGAUAUUUCCCUGCAGGGUGAAACGUGUUGACUUUAAUAACGACGUCACACGCAGCCUUUAAAGCCAACACACAGCAGAGCGUCACCAACUCUCCUGUGUUUUCUCCUCUUCAGGCUGAAAAGUCUAAAUUUGAUGUGUGUCAUCUUUAAUUUCUAAAAACAUCCUCUGUGUGUUGAGUCGGCGGCCACGCACCGGCAGCGUUUCAUGACGCUUCAAACCGACUCUAAGAAAGAUUUAGAUGUUUCUGACAGCAGCUGGAUCUCGACAGCUGUUCUGUUACUGAUCGCUGGCCAGACAGAAGGAUUUGUACGACAGUUAUCUCUCUGUUUCAGGAGAUAAACGUUCACACACUGCAGGUUCACUUCUGAUUCUCCACCACACAAUCUCAAUGUUUUGAAAUUGUAUACUAAAAGAUAAUUAAGUAGUUUGGUCCAUCAUUUCUGUCAGUUGUAGUGACAUAAUACUCAAGUUAAAAUAAUGAAAGAAACACAAGCAGUAAAAGUUGAAAUGAUGGCCAGAACUAUAAAAUCGAAGCAACAACUUUCUGCAACUAGUUUUCAAUCAGUGUGCACAACAUGACGAGCCUUCAAAUUCAACCUCAGGACUUAUUUAUAACAGGAAAAGGCUGUGAUUGAAGUGAUUUUAUUCAUGCAAACACUGCUGGGAGGUGCAAAGUAAAAAACAAACAACGUAAAUCACAACUUGCUAGGUGAAGAGUCACAAGUCAUCAGCAUAGAUUAACUUUCGGCGUUAACACAUUAAACACAAUCUCGCUCGAUGGCGUCAGUUGUUUCCGGCUUCCGUCAGCUUUGAUCUGAAACUAAAGAUUUGUUAUACGAGUAAAGACUUCAUCUCUUUCUUUUUCUUUAUUUGAAAGGAACAUGUCUGUAGCUUUAACUGAAGCUGUGGCCUGUAAGUUUUGUAUCUUUAGAUGUAAACAUUAAAGCUGUUUGUCACAUGGUU